Molecule: messenger RNA, 552 nt
Organism: Fulvia fulva
Lineage: Eukaryota; Fungi; Ascomycota; Dothideomycetes; Mycosphaerellales; Mycosphaerellaceae
Exons: 1
Coding region: 1-552 (183 amino acids)
Source: RefSeq, a predicted model, not a curated record
AUGGGCUUACUUCAGAAGAUCGAACACAAAGUCGAAGAGCAAUUACUCCAUAAGAAGCAACACCCUCAACAACAGCAGCAAUACCCUUCACAACAAAGCUAUGCAUCUCAGCAACAACCGAUGAGUGGAGGAAACUACCAACAAAGUCAUCAUUCUGGAGGUCACAACCAUCAACAGGGACCAUCACCUGGCUUCGGAGGACACCAACAACACCAUAGUGGUGGCUUGAUUCAGCCCGCCGGAGGACCAGCACAAAGCGGCUUCAGCCAGCAACAAGGUGGCUUCGGCCAAGGCGAGUUCGGCGGUGGCCACUACGGAGGCCCCUCGGGGGGAGGAAGCCAUCACGGAGGACAUGGUCAAAGCGGACCAGGAGCGAGCUUUGGUGGAGGUGAGGAUUUGAGAGGGCAUGCUGGGUUUGAUGGACCGGGAGGGCCGCAGGGAGGGCCGCCGGGUGGGUUUGGAGGUGGCGGUGGUUUUGGACCUCAGGGAGGGCAUGGUGGAGGGCAUGGAGGACUUGGAGGACCUGGAGGGCCGGGUGGUGGACCGUGGUGA